AUGCCACUCGGAGAUCAUUGUAGUUUACAACACAUAUUAUGCGUGAACGGAGGUCCUGGUACAUGGUCAGCUUGGGGAGCGUGUUCUGCAACUUGCGGAGAUGGAGAGCAAACUCGCACAAGAGCAUGUAACAACCCAGCCCCAGCUUAUGGAGGAAGCCAAUGCAAUUCAAGUGAUCUGACGGACACACGACCCUGUAAUGAUGCAGAAUGCCCCGUAAAUGGAGCCCCUGGUACGUGGUCAGCUUGGGGAGCAUGUUCUAAAACCUGCGGAGAUGGAGAGCAAACUCGCACAAGAGAAUGUGACAACCCAGCCCCAGCUUAUGGAGGAAGCCAAUGCAAUUCAAGUGAUCUGACGGACACACGACCCUGUAAUGAUGCAGAAUGCCCCGUUAACGGAGGUCCUGGUACGUGGUCAGCUUGGGGAGCGUGUUCUACAACCUGCGGAGAUGGAGAGCAAACUCGCACAAGAGCAUGUGACAACCCAGCCCCAGCUUAUGGAGGAAGCCAAUGCAAUUCAAGUGAUCUGACGGACACACGACCCUGUAAUGAUGCAGAAUGCCCCGUGAAUGGAGGCCCUGGUACGUGGUCAGCUUGGGGAGCAUGUUCUAAAACCUGCGGAGAUGGAGAGCAAACUCGCACAAGAGCAUGUGACAACCCAACCCCAGCUUAUGGAGGAAGCCAAUGUAAUUCAAGUGAUCUGACGGACACACGACCCUGUAAUGAUGCAGAAUGCCCCGAAUGCCCCGUAAAUGGAGGCCCUGGUACGUGGUCAGCUUGGGGAGCGUGUUCUACAACCUGCGGAGAUGGAGAGCAAACUCGCACAAGAGCAUGUGACAACCCAGCCCCAGCUCAUGGAGGAAGCCAAUGCAAUUCAAGUGACCUGACAGACACACGACCCUGUAAUGAUGCAGAAUGCCCCGAUACACCCGGUCCACCUGGUAGACCUGUCGUAUCUGUACUCAACGACACAGCUAAUGUCACCUGGACACCACCCCAAGAUGACGGGGGCGCAAGGGUCACCAAUUACAACAUUGAGAUGCGCCGUUCCGACAAUUACACAUGGAUGCUCGUGACGACUGACAAUGGUAUUCCUGGGAACAAUUACCUGUUGAGAGGUCUGACGGAAGAUGUGGAUUAUGAACUGCGCAUCGUAGCAGAGAAUGAGGUCGGGACUGGGGAACCAUCGCAACCAUCAGAGAUCUUCAGAAUCGUAACCGCUGGAAAACUAAAAAGCAUCCCAAUUGUUGCAAAGAGACAGCUGCAGUCAAGCUAUAUAACGGAUCUCGCAGUAACAUCAAGUGGACAUAUUGUGGCAACAGGUGGAUCAGGAUCCACAACAAAGAUAUAUGCCAGUGAUUAUAGUCUCAUCAAAGAUAUCGGAAAAAUAUUCCGGCGUGUUACAGUUACAAGUGAUGAUGAACUAGUAUUCACUCAUGAGUCUAGCACAAUCUACUUCUAUACAGCAGACGGCAAUUAUACCCGCAGUAUAUUUACAGAGUCUACAUAUACACUACGUGGUAUUACUUCACUGCCUACUGGUCAGUUGGUUGUAUGCGAUACUUACACAGACAGAGUGUAUAUUGUUGAACAAGAUACAGGGAAUGCAACAUCACUCUCUGCUCCUGGUACGUUAAGCACUCCUUACUAUGUGACAACGAACAGCAAAGGAGUAGUUAUAGUGAGUGACUAUCACGGACAUUCUAUAAAUGGAUUGGACCAGGAUGGUCAAGUACUCUUCAGUUAUGGUACACUUGGAUCAGGGGAGGAGCAGUUGAACAACCCACUUGGUGUCACCACAGAUAAGGAGGACUACAUUGUGGUAGCAGACUUCCAUAACAGGAGGAUACAACUACUCACCCCUGAUGGCAUGUUCCAUAGUUACCUCCUAACAGCGAAGACUAAGUCCAAACCCGAUGAAAGAUAUGAGAGUUAG
This is a messenger RNA of Owenia fusiformis, 1935 nucleotides long. The record is from the annotation of a GenBank genome assembly. NCBI's taxonomy places the organism in Eukaryota, Metazoa, Annelida, Polychaeta, Sabellida, Oweniidae.